Molecule: messenger RNA, 1585 nt
Organism: Zingiber officinale
Lineage: Eukaryota; Viridiplantae; Streptophyta; Magnoliopsida; Zingiberales; Zingiberaceae
Product: actin-like
Exons: 5
Coding region: 264-1397 (377 amino acids)
Cellular component (GO): cytoplasm
Source: RefSeq, a predicted model, not a curated record
CAACUAUAGUUGGUCGUCGCAUAAAAGUCGGGUCGCGAUGCGCGGAUGCCCGCUGCUAACUCGCCGCGCGGUAGCAGCGGUGCACGGAGCGAACGCCUGCAUACUCCGCUUCCUGCGGGUCAUUCUACUUUUAUAAGUCACUCCUGGGAGGAAAGACAUCGAAGGAAACCGGCGAGAAGAAGGGCGAGAGGCAGCAGCGAGGGUUUGCACUCCACGAUCGUCCUACUUUUCUUGCCUCCAUUUGGAAAUCUUUUAUAUAGACAAUGGCUGAGGGUGAGGAUAUUCAACCUCUUGUUUGUGAUAAUGGCACUGGCAUGGUUAAGUCUGGAUUUGCCGGUGACGAUGCUCCAAGGGCUGUUUUCCCUAGCAUUGUAGGCCGUCCACGCCACACAGGUGUGAUGGUUGGAAUGGGCCAAAAAGAUGCAUAUGUUGGGGAUGAGGCUCAAUCGAAGCGAGGUAUUUUGACCUUGAAGUAUCCUAUUGAGCAUGGUAUAGUGAACAAUUGGGAUGACAUGGAAAAGAUAUGGCAUCACACAUUCUACAACGAGCUUCGAGUAGCCCCGGAAGAACACCCAAUUCUCCUCACUGAGGCUCCUCUCAAUCCGAAGGCUAAUCGUGAGAAGAUGACCCAAAUCAUGUUUGAGACCUUCAAUGCUCCUGCGAUGUAUGUUGCUAUCCAAGCAGUCCUCUCGCUGUAUGCCAGUGGACGCACAACUGGGAUUGUGCUGGAUUCUGGUGAUGGUGUUAGCCACACAGUGCCAAUCUAUGAAGGAUAUGCGCUCCCGCAUGCUAUACUUCGUCUGGAUUUAGCAGGGCGCGACCUCACUGACAACCUCAUGAAAAUUCUAACAGAGCGCGGUUACUCAUUCACUACCACUGCUGAGCGUGAAAUUGUCCGGGACAUGAAGGAAAAGCUUUCGUACGUUGCUCUUGACUACCAGACACAGCUGGAGACUUCCAAGAGUGACUCUUCGGUAGAGAAGACCUAUGAACUCCCUGAUGGACAGGUGAUCACCAUUGGUGCCGAGAGGUUCCGCUGCCCGGAGGUCCUUUUCCAGCCAUCCCUGAUUGGGAUGGAAGCUGCAGGCAUUCAUGAAACCACCUAUAACUCCAUCAUGAAGUGUGACGUGGAUAUCAGGAAGGAUCUCUACGGAAACAUCGUUCUCAGUGGAGGAACCACCAUGUUCGACGGCAUUGCUGACAGGAUGAGCAAGGAGAUCAUUGCUUUGGCUCCAAGCAGCAUGAAGAUCAAAGUGGUAGCUCCUCCUGAGAGAAAAUACAGUGUUUGGAUUGGAGGCUCCAUCUUGGCAUCACUCAGCACCUUCCAACAGAUGUGGAUUGCCAAGGCAGAGUACGAUGAGUCUGGGCCAUCAAUAGUGCACAGGAAAUGCUUCUAACUUUCUGGAUUUAGGCAUCGAGUUCAACUCGGACACAAUUCAUUAGAUAUUCUGUUGCUGCGUUUUGUUUGUUUUUUGUUUUUGUUUUGCACAUUUCCUCUUGUUUGUUUUUCAUAUGUUUUUGGAAAUCAAUUUGUUGGACCACAUUCGUUAUGAACUAUGAUUUCCAUUUUACCUUUAUUCUAUAA